GCUGAAUCUCUAUGAUACAUUCUUGUGGCUUGCCACAGUGCAUAUCCAUCCACUGCCAUGUUCUCCACCCUGUAUUGUAAUUUACUUGCUCAGGUUAUUUUUUUCUGUCAGGCUGCCUGAGUUAGAAAACUGAGGAGUUCAUCUCUGAGGUCCUGGAUUGGGCUCUUAGAAGUCUCUCAAUGUGUGUUUGUAGGGUGGGGGGAUAGAUGUAGGAUGGAUGAUAGAUGAGGGCCUCUUUACAAGAGAAAUAGAAGAGCCUUCAGAUUAGAUGAUUCAAAUGUCUGUGUCCCAGGGAGGAAGCCAGAUGCCACACCCCACAACCAAAGCCCGGAUUUUUGGGCUGUGGCCUCAGCCUGGCAAAAUGUCUAAUCCAAGAAGAGGGAACUUGGGCAUGACACAGUUACCUGUUUUGAGACUCAUUUCCCAUUUCUUUCUGGAUAAAAGGCCCUUGGGGAGACAGGCAGCCAGAAGCUCCUGUGCCAGAGGUGGAGAUGAAGGAGAGGGAGGCCCCGGAUGCACACUUCACAGUGGACAAGCAGAACAUCUCCCUCUGGCCUCCAGAGCCUCCUCCUAAGACUGAUCAAUCUCCAGUCCUAAGGAAACCUCUCAGCCUCCGAGUGGCCUUCAUCUGUCUGGCAUUGGUGCUGGUCACCUCUAUUGUGCUUCAAGUUAUUUUCUAUCCCAGGUUGAUGGACAAAAUAUUGGAUAUGAAGAGUGAUGCUGAGAUGUUGAGAGGUCGUGUGGACAAUAUCAGCACCCUGGGUUCUGUUCUUGAGAAGGACAGAGGCCGUGUGGAGAAGGCUGAAGUUCAGAUGCAGACACUGAACACCAGCCUCACACGAGUGCAUUCUCAGAUUCUGUCUUUGAGGACCAGCAUGGCACAAGCCAGUGCUCAGAUUAGUGCCUUAACAAGAAGAUGGGAGGAGGUUGAUAAUGUCAGUUCCAGAAUCCCAGAGCUACAAAGAGAUCUGGAUAAAGCCAGCACCUUGAAUGCAAGGGUCCGAGGACUGCAGAGCAGCUUGGAGAAUGUCAACAAAGUACUCCAAACACAGAGUGACAUUCUGGAGAUGAUGUCUCGAGGCUGGAAGUACUUCGGGGGGAACUUCUAUUACUUUUCACACACCCCAAAGUCCUGGUACAGCGCAGAACAGUUCUGCAUUUCUAAGGAAGCUCAUCUGACCUCAGUGACCUCAGAAUCAGAGCAAGAGUUUCUCUACAAGGCAGCAAAUGGGCUUCCACUCUGGAUUGGUCUCACCAAGGCAGGGAAUGAAGGGGAAUGGUACUGGGUGGAUGAAACAUCAUUCAACAUGAAGCAAAGCGAGAGGUUCUGGAUUCCAGGUGAACCCAACAAUACUGGGAGCAAUGAACAUUGUGCCAAUAUAAAGUCAUCCUCCCUCCGGGCCUGGAAUGAUGCCCCCUGUGACAACAGGUUCCUUUUCAUUUGUAAGCGAGCUGCCAUCUAGGCUGUCCCACGACAGGCCUGGCCCUGAGCUCAGCAUUUGUGUUCCAACAGUGAUCCAGCUUGAGGAGAUGCUCUCUCUUUCACACUCCAUGACUGCUCUGCACCUUAAGUUUUUCUUGCUUGAAAAUGUCCCAAACAUAUCAUGAAAUCCAUCUGUCUUGGCUGGGAACUCUGUCCCUGGAGGGCCUUGGAGGGUGUUGGGUUAAAAGGACUUGGACAUGGAGAAGAUGUAGAUGUUCCUGCUGCCCAGGUGAGGCAGGUCAGUACCCCGACAUCUGCAGAAUAUUUUGUUUGGGUUUUCCUGAUCCUUCUAAGAAGCUUUUGCUGACCAUAUAUUAAAGCUACAUUCAAACAUGACCAGUGUUUGAGGACACAGACAUGUUUAGCCCAAUUUAAACACUAUACACUUUACACAUGCAUUGAUCACCUCAUGCUACUCUCAAAGUGUGUAAAUAUUUCAUGUUUUUAUGUGUCCAUUGCAAAUAAAUUUAAAGACUUACUUUUUUUUGA
Messenger RNA from Peromyscus leucopus (white-footed mouse), 1972 nucleotides. Its product is annotated as C-type lectin domain family 4 member K-like. NCBI's taxonomy places the organism in Eukaryota, Metazoa, Chordata, Mammalia, Rodentia, Cricetidae. The record is from RefSeq and is a predicted model, not a curated record. Bases 492 to 1463 code for a protein of 323 amino acids. The transcript has 6 exons. Gene Ontology annotation, molecular function: signaling receptor activity.